Rhizoctonia solani is the source of this 270-nucleotide messenger RNA. RefSeq lists its product as uncharacterized. Bases 1 to 270 code for a protein of 89 amino acids. The record is from RefSeq and is a predicted model, not a curated record. Lineage: Eukaryota; Fungi; Basidiomycota; Agaricomycetes; Cantharellales; Ceratobasidiaceae. The transcript has 3 exons.
AUGUCACUGGCGCAGCGGUAUCAUAAAGUGAUACUGACCGUCGCAGCCAUUGUAGUUAUCCCAUCCGCUAUCUAUGGCGGUGUGGUUCUCCGUGACAGAAUCAGUGCUCCGACCGAUUAUGCCCAAAGCCUAGCUGCUGUCCAUACAGUGCCGGCAUCUGUCUCUAAUGACCGUCGUAAAUUGAUUCAAGACGAGUUACAACAGCUCUUGGCCGAAAGAGAGGAGGUACAACAUAAAAUCGAUGAGGUUAAGGCUAGAAUGGCAAAGUAA